UCAUCUGUUUUCAAACAAGAGGAAGCGAUUGCGGAGGUGGGAGAAGUGAUAGAGCUUCACAGCUAUUACUUUAGGUUAGCUGCAACUAAUAUUUUUUUUCCCAAUGGAUUUAGACACUGGAGCAUACGAACCAGGAUUUGUUGGGAUACGAUUCUGUCAAGAAUGUAACAACAUGUUAUACCCCAAAGAAGACAAGGAGAACCGUAUCUUGCUGUAUGCGUGCAGGAACUGUGACUACCAACAAGAGGCAGACAACAGCUGCAUCUAUGUCAACAAGAUCACACACGAGGUUGAUGAGCUGACUCAAAUAAUAGCUGAUGUGUCUCAGGAUCCAACACUACCAAGGACAGAGGACCAUCCCUGUCCCAAAUGUGGUCACAAGGAGGCAGUGUUCUUCCAGUCUCACAGUAUGAAGGCUGAGGAUGCUAUGAGACUCUACUACGUCUGCACGGCCCCUCACUGUGGACACAGAUGGACAGAAUAAAGCCCGUGAUAAUGUUCAGGUCUACAUAUUGCUGUUCACAAAAAGAUAUUCCUACCUGCGACUCAAAUAUAUAAGGCAGUUCAGUUUUAUUCUUACUGUGCAGUUUGUUCUCAAACGGCAGCACACCUCAUGUUUGUAGAGCCUGAAGUUAUUUUUGUAUUUGACUUGCAGUUUGUCAGACGCCAUCUUGUGAAUACGAUGUAAUUAAUAGUUUUUUAGCAGUUGUCGUUUUCAGUUGUGUUUUGUUAGAUUAAAAGAAUCAAUUGUUUCAAAA
Molecule: messenger RNA, 758 nt
Organism: Scatophagus argus
Lineage: Eukaryota; Metazoa; Chordata; Actinopteri; Scatophagidae
Gene: polr2i
Product: RNA polymerase II subunit I
Exons: 6
Coding region: 104-484 (126 amino acids)
Biological process (GO): transcription initiation at RNA polymerase II promoter; maintenance of transcriptional fidelity during transcription elongation by RNA polymerase II; DNA-templated transcription
Cellular component (GO): RNA polymerase II, core complex
Molecular function (GO): nucleic acid binding; zinc ion binding; DNA-directed RNA polymerase activity
Source: RefSeq, a predicted model, not a curated record